CGUCAAGUUCCGCUAAGCUACAAUACAAGCAAGUCCCCACCCAGCCAAAAAAACUACAGUCGAAAUAUGAAAUACGAGCGGAAUACCAUUGUUUUCUGAUUUGGUUUCUUUCGCAAUAGGGUCAAGUGUGAGUGGCGUGGACGUCAAGAAUGUAAUCGGAUCCUGCUGUGUGCUAAUGUAUGGGAGUGUGGAUGGUGUUUUUGGGAGUGAUCGACGGCGUACGGUGUCCAAGACGAGUAUGCGCUGGGUUUUGCGUAGGGAUGCGGCGUGCAAAGACUCUGGUUGUCGUCGAUGACGGUUAAACUUGAAUGCAUUCAAGAGUCGACGGGCCCCAAAAGAAGGGGUGGAUGGGGAGUGGAUGAUAUGGUGUGCUGGAGCGAUGGUGGGCAUCGUUGAAAAUCGUCCGAAGCAAACGACGGGAAUUGGCUACUUGUGCGCAAAAGAAAGGAUCGUCAGGGGUUGCUUCGCGUGACGAUGUGCUUACGUGAGCCAUUUGAUAACUUAUCCAAAUUAUUGUACUAAGCCACUAAAGCAGCUGCGGUAAGCAGACACCACCUCCACCCCCGCCCCCUUCUCCACCUUCUCGAAGUACUUGGCAUGUGGGAAUGUGGUUAGGCGUGUGAGCGCAAGACUUGUAAAGUAGAGCAUAGAUAUUCCGUGCAGUUAUUUAUAUCCUAUUAAGAGAAGAGCGUCUACGAAAUGUCACCUCAUGAGAACAGUUUGGACCUUGACAUGCUGGAGGAACAGCUUCGGCGAACCACCAUUCGAGAUCCGGGCAUCCUGGAUUUGCCUCCUGAGAUCCUCCUCGAGUCGCUCAAAUAUCUCGAUGUGCAGAAUAGGGCCAAGAUCCGCCUCAUCUCUAGAUUUUUUGAGGGACUUUUCUGGACUCCCACCAUGUGGCACAUCUUUGAUCCGCACGGAAACCGCCGCGUGACAAAAGAUGACGAUUCAUCAGUGUUGCGGACGUUUACGCAUAAACUUCUUCAAGAGUGUAGUGCCUCUAUAAAGACUUUUAGAUACAGUGGGCUGCAUUCGGACAGUUUGGCCUACCUUUCUACAUGCCGGAAUUUGAGCGAACUUGCUCUACGAAGAAUCAAUGGUGAUGUGCUUGUGAGCGCAAUGAAGCAGCUGAGCCUUGGCGGUGCCUUUAUUAAGCUUCGCAGGCUUGAUAUCACGAUGGAGGAUUACCGGGCGACGACACUGAGUUCAGAGUCUGUCGGAUCGCUUUUGGCUUUCAUUGGAACUUCGUGCGUGAACCUGCGAGAAUUGCACUUUAUGACCAACAGUCCGAUCAACCAGCAUGGACUGUUGUCGCUUCUUGCGGGAUGCCACAACCUGGAAGCUCUGUCCCUGUCGUCCUGCCACAUGCUUCACGACGACAGUUUAAUCGCAAUCACAAAGUCUCCAUGCGCUGCUAACCUGAAAUACCUCUGCGUUUCGCAGUACCAGAAUGCCAGUGACUCUGGUCUGGCGCUCCUCGGAGAAGGUUGCCCCAAUCUCAAAGUAUUCCUUAUCCACUACGGCCUGAGCAUCACCAAUUCGGGUAUUCGAGCUUUAGCAGAGGCAUGCCAAAACAUUGAGUGGAUCAAAAUCAUUGGAUGUCGAAACGUGACGCUCGGCGUCUUGGAUGAACAAGGUUUUGAAAACCACAUGGACUGUCCUAUCGUAUACCAUCCCGAAUGGCCCGUUGGACUCGGAUUUGCUUACAAAAAGAUGAAUAGGGUAGUGUAGAAAAAUGUUGUCGAUUCCUUAGACUUGACGUUUGGUUAUUUAUCGCUGUAGAUGAGAGGUGGUUUAUUUAUACGUGUGUGUACGCGUCAAGUUUAGUGACAGCAAAUGUCGAGGAGCAUAAUAAAAACAUUUCAAGUGUUAUCUUUGGUGUCCGAU
Messenger RNA from Spizellomyces punctatus DAOM BR117, 1887 nucleotides. RefSeq lists its product as uncharacterized. Gene Ontology annotation, molecular function: protein binding. The transcript is spliced from 5 exons. Bases 700 to 1731 code for a protein of 343 amino acids. Gene Ontology annotation, biological process: SCF-dependent proteasomal ubiquitin-dependent protein catabolic process. Lineage: Eukaryota; Fungi; Chytridiomycota; Chytridiomycetes; Spizellomycetales; Spizellomycetaceae. Gene Ontology annotation, cellular component: SCF ubiquitin ligase complex. The record is from RefSeq and is a predicted model, not a curated record.